UAUAAGGAAGACUCGUUUCGCCCAAGUUUGUUUGCAAAUGGCGUCCUCGAAUGUUGAAUAUUACCAAAAACAGAAGGAAUUGCAAGAUUUUAUGUGUGAACAGGAACAGAGAAGACAACAUUUAGAACAUCAGUUACAGGUUUACUCUAGGUCGGAUGAAAGACUUCAUAGAGUUAGUAGAAUGGCAGGUACCAGUUAUUCAAAAUCUAAAGACACAUCAAACAAAUCUAAGCUAAGAGCGACUAGAUUGCAGAGCUAUUGGAGGAAAAUAUGUGAAGAUCAAAGAAGAAGUCAGCAAAGAAAUGACCAGAUUUUAAAAGAGUUUGAUAGAAUUGAUGCACAUUUGGGAAACUUGUCAGCUAGGACAGAGAGACUGAGACUUCUUAAGCAACAGUAUGCAGACUACAUAGAAAAAACAUAUCCACAAUGGCACCAACAGGUUCUACAGAUGAAACAAAGAAAAGAUGAAUCUCAGAAGCAUCAUGAAAGAGCUGCUAACUUGUCCCAUUUUUCUCAGUACACACCACAGAAACAACAGCCAGUAACAGAUCAGUAUGUGGCCUCUACAUCUUCUAGUCAGUUUGCUUCACAGCCCGGACAACAGAAUCAGUUUGCUGCUUCUACACCGGCAUAUCAACAACAGCAACAACAUGUUCCUGAUGUAUCAGUUACACCUAUACAUAGAGAUUCAAGAGACAGGAUAAGUACUCAGGUUACACAGGAAUCUGCAGUGUAUGCUAACUUUACCUCAGUUACCAGAGACAGUUCAAUGCCUCAGUACACUACACCACCGCAAACUAGUACCCAACAGCAGCAUGCUGCUCCUCUUCAGAGCCACCCUAGUAAUCAACAGUAUGGAUCACCAUCUCAGACCUCAGCUGCUGGGUAUAAGGUUCCUGCAGAGAAAGAAUCUGAUGCUCAGUUGAAAGUUAGUGAUUUACAAGGAGACAUCAGUUUUAGUUCUGACAUUCCGUCUGAGAUUAUUAAUAGACCAAUCCAGAGUAUAACUGUAGAGAAGUUUGGACAGAAAGUUACACAGGACUCCAGAGUGGAAUCACCAGAUAUUGUAUCUAAAUCAACAUCUGGUCAAAUGGAACCAAAUUCAGCUGAUGAAGCAGAUGAUGACAUUAGUAACUUUGAUGAAGAGGACAUUCCUGAUGAUGGCCGUCAAGCACCUACCCCAGCACGACAAGCCACACAUGCAGACGUAAUGGAGGAGAUAUCUUCCACUGAAGAAUCCCCCAUACCAACACCUCAACCAGGUGGCCAUCAAGUCUUAACUGUACCUACAGCUGGAGUUAGUCGAUCACCACUACUAGACUCAGAACUAACAAUAGAUGGUAUUAUACACCUGAUACAUUAUGUUGAAAGUGUAAUCCCUGAUGCUUUGUCACUGGAAGGGUUCUACAGAUCUACCCCUCCACAGUAUGGAGAAAAAUUAGAAAUCAUUAGUAAAGCCAAUGGUGAAGAACACUUGAUUGAUUUAGAUGCUGAAAUGUGUACUAUGGUGAUUUUAGAAAAUGUGGUCCUUUUGAUUCGUAAUUUACCUGCAGGCUGUCUAUUACCUGAUGCCAUCUUAGCCAGUAGUCAUACUAUCAAUGAAAUACAAAUAGGGAGAGUACUGUCAAUGGAAGCGAAGCCAUUGUGGGAUUGUUUAUUUACACAUUUUCUACAGUUGAUUAAACAUAAAGUAAUGACUGUCAAAGAAGUUGCUGCUGUUUUUGUUCCAUGUCUUGUGGUUGACUCUUCUGACUAUCAGGACAAGGCAUAUGAAUUAUUAGUGGAUUUGUUAGAGAAAAAAGUGGAACAAGCUGCAUCCCCACCAACACCUAGGGAAGCAGCUGAAAGUAUGAGAAGCAGUCAAGGGGGAGUUUCAGCUGAGUUAGAAAUUGAUGAGUUUGGCAAAUACAAAGUUCCGCCUUUGAAGUUUGGAAGUUUAGUUGACAGUAAACAACAUAGCGAUGAUGAAGACACUACCAUGGUAACACCAAGUGUACCAACAGAUGGACCAAGAAUCCCCUUGAAUGAAACCGCAGCUUAUCGUAAUUUGUUGUCUGGUACCAUGAGUGGUCAGAAACAACCCAGUUACCAUGACGAUAAUAGUGAUGAUGAAGAUGACACGGAUGACGAUGUAGAAAAACAGUUUGCAUCGACUCUGUCUCCUAGAACCCCAAGGGAGACAUCUAGUACUAUCCCACCUCAGCCUACCACUGCUAUUAUGUCACAAUCUAGACCAACACAACAGAUGGAGCCACUAUCUGAAACAAGUUCAGCAACUUCACCAGUGUAUGUGCCAACAGGCAUGCAGAAGAGUGUUAAAUCAGAGGCAGCUUCUACAGGGAGAUCAGACAAAAUGCAGCCAUUCAAAAGACCUGCACCAGUUGUGAUGAUAAGUUCCGAUUUGGAUUCUGAAACAGACUUAGAUAUUCUAAUGGAGAAAAAACAGACAUCACAAGAAGAAGAUGACUUCUUUGACUUUUAUGAAUAGUGAUUUACAUAUUUGUCGUACCUUUAGAUAUUUAGUAAAACUAUUAUGUUUAAAGUAUAUAAAUAUUCUAACAUAUCAAUAUUACACACAUAUCAGUGAUUUAUUGCUGAAAUACCUGCGUUGCUAGAAACUACAUUCCUGACCAUCCUUAAUCAUAACAAUUGUUUUCUUUACAAGAUGUAAAAAUGUUAAAAUCUUAAAAGGAAAUAUUCCAAUAUUUUUUACCAAAUCAAGUUUAUUUUAUAAAAGAAUUCUAGAAAUUUAAUUGGGUCUUGUUUUACCAAAGAAUUUAUUUUCCAGAAGAGGGUUUGUGUAAUAGUAAACAAUUAUGAAUAUAUUCAAUACAAAUGCUAAUUCAUUAUGAGUUCUUCCCUCCCUUUCCCUUUUUAAAUAUCAAGAUUUUAUACAAUUUGUAAUGGAAAAUGUAUUAGACAGACACAUAAUUAUAUAAAUCAUUGUUGUCAUUCAACUAUAUGGAACCUUACAAUUUGCUUGUUUUUAUACUUGAAAAGGACUAAUUUUGAUGUUUUCUGCACAUAAUUUUGUAUUGAUUUCUCCUUUGCUAACAAAAUUUUGAAAUUGCCUACUCUUUAAGAAUUUUUUAGAUCUGUAAUUAUAUUUAUUUUAAGGGGAUACUUCUAAUACUAUAGGGAUAUUGAAUUUUAUUGGUUAAGGAAUUAAAGCAUAGCUAUUAUGUAUGUCACUUCAAUUAAGUUUAACCAGACUAUACGUCAAGUUCUUUUCCUGUUUAGUUUGUUAAUUAUUUCAGUAUCCGUCCACUGAUUUAGUAUUGUCUAGUCUGUGAUAAUAUAUCCUUAAAUGUAUCUUUUCUUCUUUAUUUAUUUUAACAAAACAUUACUAAUAUUAGUUUUUGUACUGUAAUAAAAUAAAAAUGGAACAUUU
Molecule: messenger RNA, 3391 nt
Organism: Mytilus trossulus (common blue mussel)
Lineage: Eukaryota; Metazoa; Mollusca; Bivalvia; Mytilida; Mytilidae
Product: centrosomal protein kizuna-like
Exons: 18
Coding region: 38-2488 (816 amino acids)
Biological process (GO): spindle organization
Cellular component (GO): centrosome
Source: RefSeq, a predicted model, not a curated record